CACGAUGGUACACUAUGCCACAAUAGAGGGCGCUCUUCGUUACUGUCUUGAUUGCAGGAGAUGAAACGAGGCAUCAGUCAAGCUUGCAAGCUGUUUUUCCCAUGUUGGCCGGCGUGGUAGUUGCUACGAUGAUGAAUAUAGUCCUAUCCUCCCCUGCAUUUGCUGAGACGGUCGCACAGGACGUGGAAAUCCUCAAAGUCAAACAAGGGCUCCCGCAGGAGGUCGGAACACUCAUGAUCUUGCCCUUGAUAGUCUACAAGAUCUUCGCCUUGUCUCGAGGGGUGAGGCUGACGGCAAGUCUCGACUUCUCUAUCCUUGCAGCCGUCCUUGCCUACUGUAACCGAUAUUUUUUGUAAUUGGACAACUCGUGUAAAAGACACUAGCGCCAAUAGAAUGAAGAGGAUCCGAGUAAAGUUCUCAAAUAAUUGUA
Molecule: messenger RNA, 430 nt
Organism: Guillardia theta CCMP2712
Lineage: Eukaryota; Cryptophyceae; Pyrenomonadales; Geminigeraceae
Exons: 4
Coding region: 102-356 (84 amino acids)
Source: RefSeq, a predicted model, not a curated record